CUGGUCCCUGCACAGGUGCUGAUGGGGGGGAGCAGCUGGGGUCCCCCCGGCUUGUGACAGCUUUUCAACUUUUUCUCUUCCAAUCAAUUUUGCUCAUUGGAAAGUUGAAGACCAGAACAAAGAGCUGCUGUUCCCCACCCUUGAGGCAAUCUCCAGGUUGCAACCCCCAGAGAGACUUUGCAACAUGAAACCGUCCAAUGAAUAUCUCCCUCUGACAUUUCUCCUAGUUCUCUUUGACAGCCCUGUCUCUGCAACCUGGAGCUCCAUUCUGCCCAGCUCCAUCCAAGCCUUAAAAGGAUCCUGCGUGGUCAUCCCGUGUUCCUUCACCUUCCCAGAUUCAUGGGAUUCUUGGGACAGCAGUGUGGCUUGGUACCAGUAUCAUUUCUGGAGCUACCCUGAAAUCUACAACAGCAAAAUGCCAAGCAAUGUCCUUCCAGCCUACCAGGGGCGAACAGAAGUGGUGGGAAAUCUGCAAAAAGGCAACUGUACUCUCAGCAUCAAUCCAGUAGAGAUGGAGGAUGCCAUGAGAUAUUACGUCUGGAUCAACCCUGGCUCGGUCAAUCAUCGCUUCCAUGAUGUCACUGUCAAGGUAGAGGUAACAGAUGUCCCUAACCAGCUGGAGUUGAGUGAUCUGGGACUAGUGACGGAAGGGGAUCCCACCCAAGUGUCUUGUUCAGUCCUGCACACCUGUCCUUUGUUUCCACCGACCCUCACCUGGAACCUAGACGAAAACAAGGCUGUGACAAUCCAAGAAUAUUUGACAGGUGGAUCCUGGAGGACAGAAUCGAGUUUUAACUAUAUCCCUUCCCACAAAGACCAUGGCAGACACUUGCGAUGUACUGCAACAUUUCCAAAUAAGCAACAGAUUUACAGUGGUAUCAGUCUGAAUAUUCAGUAUCCUCCCAAAAAUGCAACUGUCUUGAUCAUUGGGAAUCAAAGGCUAAAAGAAGGAGAUGACGCCACUCUGAGAUGUGAGAGCCGUGGAAACCCACCACCCGUCACCUACCACUGGUUCUUUGGGCCACAAAAGGCACCCCUGAAGGUAGCAGGUAGUGGACCAGAGGUGAAGCUGAAGGACAUCCGGAAAGACUUGGAGCCCUACCACUGUGCGGCAGAAAAUGAUGUUGGCAUGGGGGAGGACUCGCCACCUGCUUACCUAAGUGUGGAGUACAAGCCAAUCAUUUGGCCUGAAAGCAACUGUACUAUCUCAAGAACCGAAGAGAUUAUCACCUGUUACUGUGUGGCAGAGGGAAACCCCCCUCCGAGUAUUGAAUGGAAUCUUCUAAACCUGACCAUUCCUGGAGAAUUCAAUAGCUCCGAACUCCAAGCAGACUUGAACUCUUGGGAACAAACCAUUGUUGGCAUCCUGAGGGUGCCCGGAUCUAACUUUACCCAGAUAUCCUGCAAGGCUACCAAUCAGCAUGGGAACAGCUACAUCACCUUGCCCACCAUCAAGGCAGGGAACCUCACCCUUUUGCUCAUCGGAUUGGGGGGAGCUGUUGCAGGGCUCGCCCUCUUCACUUUGCUGGGAAUUUUGAUUUACAAAGUGACAGUAAGCAGUCGGAAAAAGGAGAAGAAACAAGGGGAGCAAGAGGAAGAGCAAGCGGAAAAUCCCCGGAUACAUGGCAAUGGAGAUGAAAUGAUUUACCUUAACACAAAAAAGCCAUCUAAAGAGAAUGAGGAGGAGGAACAACUCAACAUGUGCAACAAACCCAAUGUUCCAGGAAGCCAAGCUGAUGAUAAUGAAUUAAGCACCAGCAAGCCCUAUGAGAAUAUGGAGAUGCCAGAAGAUUAUGAGAAUGUAUCAACAGAAAGGACCACUGGAUAUUUUGGGAUAAGCGACUGGCAGUUUCCUUUUGGCUCUGAUCAACUCUACUCCAACAUCUGAUCCAACAUGAGCAAAAGAUCUUGAGAGCUCCUGUGUAACAAGUGCUUAUAUAACACUUGCUAGAUGCAUGGGGGACCUCUGACCCUUUCACAAAUACCUCUGAACUACAACUCCCAGCAGUCUAACCAACACAGCCAUAGGUUAGAGUUGCGGGGAGGUAAAAUCCAGCAACAUCUAGGUGGCCAUGGACUCUCCUGGGAAAUCCCCACUCACACCCGUAGGUUCACCCAACCAGCAUCUCCUCCCCAGACAGUGAUUGGGUAGAAGACCUCGGAAGGUAUAACUGCCAUUAGAAUAUUGAAAUGAAGAACAUUUGUGGGAAUCUUUU
This is a messenger RNA of Ahaetulla prasina, 2216 nucleotides long. RefSeq names its product myelin-associated glycoprotein-like. NCBI's taxonomy places the organism in Eukaryota, Metazoa, Chordata, Lepidosauria, Squamata, Colubridae. The transcript is spliced from 9 exons. Bases 185 to 1888 code for a protein of 567 amino acids. The record is from RefSeq and is a predicted model, not a curated record.